CCGCAGGAAAAAUCAAACUCUUUACCAUCCAAAGGCCCCACGAGAACUCCCACCACCACCACCACCACCACCAAGAGGAGGCUGAUGGAAGCCUUUGUGUCCAUCCAGCUGGAAAAAGUGGGGCUGCGUGACGAGAUGCUGAAUUCAUUUAUGAAGAAGAAACAGGCCGCGGGGGGUCUUAUAAAAACCCCAGAGGAAGCAGCAAAGAUCAAAAGGAGCCUCAUAAUCGACUUUCUCGAGAAGUAUGUCCACGAAAAAACAACUCCGCUCCUUUUGUUACAAGAUAAGACCAUAUUCAACACACAGAUAUCUCAGUAUUGUGUCAGAGCGCAGAUUGUUGCAUAUUACUACAGUCUGACCUCUCUUUUGGACGGCAUCCCCUCCAUCCGUCGGUCCCACUUCACGACUGAACAGGCCGGCGAGCCCAAACCUAUUUUGGAUUCGGGAAUUGACGUUUGCCGCGACCCCAGCAGCUCUCGGCGUGGGCUGCAGCAGCUGUUGUCUGCGGACGGCAAAACCCUGCUCGACCUGUGGGUCAUCCCUCGCUUCUCCGAGGUGCUUCACAUGUUCAAGACGCUGGAGGUUUCGGCCUGUGCCACGGCUCUCCAUCACACUCUGCAGAUAGCUUCAGCUCUUCAUGACAUUAUUUAUUACCUGGUGAGUUUCUUCAGACUCGGAAACACUGAAAUCUCCUGUAGCCGGAGGAGAAGAGGCCAGGAGGCACCAGGCUCACAUCUUGUAGCUGACUGGGGAGGCACUGAAGGCAUCGGAGCAGAGCUGCUGGAGCUCCAGCGCCAGGUCGACCGUCUGUCUGAUCCCAGCAGCCCAGAGUCUGUCGGCCGCCUGCUGCAGCUGCACAGGCAGGUCGUCCUGCUGCAGUUUGACACUGCCGUCAGACACCAAAUCAGGGAGGCGUUCCUCUCCUCUGGUGAUGUUGCUUCCUACCAGAGUGUGAGUGACAACAUGACGGCCGCCCUCCCUCUGCUGAGUGACAGUAUUCAGGCUGACGUGUUCAGUCUCACGCUGCCUGUUCCUCGACCUCUAGAGACUCAAGGCUGUCAGGCACAGAGGAUGUACUCAUGGAGAAGUUUCAUAGCCUGUCAUGGAUUGUUCCCUGUACAUGUUUGGGACAUACCGUCCAUCGAAUGCUGCAUGCAGCUGUGCCUGAGUGGUCUGAGUGAUAGCAGCAGACUGCAGGCCAAUGCAGCAAUCCUCGGUGUGUCACUGCUCAUGGAGGAUGUCCUGAACAGUGGAGGUGACGCAGUGCCUGUUCGUCUCCAUGGCAACAAAGAUGCCCUUCUGCACGAUGAAAGACCUAAUGAGGGGGACGAAAGCUGCCUGGAAGCCGGACUAGAAGAGAAGAAGACCUGUGUGUCAAACACCACACCGCCUCUUCAGGAUCCGGUUCGAGUCCAGUCUGUGCUGAAAGGCUUCCUCCUGCUGACGAAGCAGCUUCAGGUCUUCAAGGAGAGCUGGGCUCGAAGACGUUUGGGCACCGAGAUAUUCACUUCGCCCAGUUUAUAUCGGCAGUUUGUGAACCUCUACAGAGCUGAAAUCUUUUACCCCAGUAUGAAAGCUCUGGCUCAACAAAUGGGUAAAGAGCGUGACUAUGAGGUCUUAAUUUCUGGCAGCCAGUCUCUCCUGCCCCCUCCUGGAGCUUCAGAGGUUGACGUGAAAGCCUGGCAGCUUCACAGACUGCUGGAGAGCACCGAGUGUGACAUGAUAAAGGCAGUGCAGAGGAAGAUCAACAGAGAGCUGACCCUGGUGGUUUCAGAGCGAACUCAACAGGAUACAAGCCUCCCAACAGGGUUGUGGAAAAAAGCCCCGCUGAAGUACAGUUUGUCCCCUGAGCGGCCGCAGAUUGUGGAGGCGUUCAUCCAGCAGCUGAUGGAAGGAGCUGAGCAGGUGGAGGGACAGCUGAAGUUCUCCCGGGAACACCUCCAGCGGUGUUUCACUCACCUCGGCUCCUCUCUGAUGGAGCGAGAGCGUCGCAGCUUCCUGCUUUACUCUCAGUUUUAUGAGCGAAUCCUGCAGCAGGAGACUCAGCUUCUGUACCAGAAGGAACAGGAUAUAAAGAACCUUAAGGACUCUCAGAAAAGCCACCCUCACAGAGAGGUGUCAGGUUUAUGCCGUGGGAUGAUGCUGGAGAUCUCGGCCCUGCGGGCUCAAGUCGCUCACCUUGAAGAAGAGAAGCGUUGUCUCGAAGAACAUCUCAGUCUCAAAUUCAAAGAGCGUUACGACCCUUUGGUCCGACAACUCUUCUCUACCUGCAUCCGGCUAAAGGCCCGACUGGACGUGUAUCGCCGGCAGAUGGAGCAGGAUGUGAGUGUGAUGUUGAACAGAAUAAGAGCGGAGGGAGUGGACAGAAUUAUGAAGCUCAAAAAGAAGUACGGCUGCACCAAAGACAAUGAUGAACUCAUUCUCACACAGUUCAAGAGGGAAGAGGUCCAUGAGCUGAGCCUGGAGACCAGCCGGCUGACUGCUCUGCUCUGUCAAGUGAAGGCUCUGAGUCGAUGGAGGCAGGUGGUCGACCAGCAGAAACUUCACCGACUGCUGCUUCAGACUCAGCAGAGGGAGAUUACCAGUCGCACCGCGGCCAUCAGAGUGAAGAUGGUCGCAGAGGAGGAGGUGGUUUUCCUGCGGGAGGAGCUGGACGCCGCCCGGCAGCUGUUGACCUGCUGCCAGGCCGAGUGCAGCCGCGCCAAGAAGCUGCUCAACAGGAAGACAGAGGAGCUCCAGGUGGCCAGGCAUCAGUCUGCGCAGGAGGCCCGCAGCAGGCAGGAGCUGGACAGUUACCGAGUGCAGAACCUGGAACAAAUGAGAGCCGAUGUGGAGGACAGAGACAGACAGCUCAGUGCGCUCAGCGAGCAGCUGGACAGGGGCGGCAGGAUGAGCCAGUUACAGAGACAUCGAAGCGCCAAAGAGAUCAGACAGGUGAGGGGCCAGCUACAUCUGGAGCGCUGCCUCAAACAAGAAGCCUUUCAGCAGGUGGAUAAGCUAAAAAACCAGCUGAACGACAUGGAAGCGGCUCUCUCCAGGUGCACCUCUAACACAGGGCAUAGCGGGACAUGUUACACGCUGGCAGUCAGCAGACUGAGCACUAGAAGUCCCUCAGCAGGUCUACGCAGGGCCGGUCAGCAGCAGUCCUGCCUGCGGCUUGGCAGCCUUACAAACUACAACGCACCUCAGGACUCUGCUACAGAGCCAAGACACCGGAGAGCAGAAACAGCCGGGAGUCGUUCAAACCCAAGAAUAGGCAGACCAAAAGCAGAUCCGUCUCGCCUGCAUGUUCGGACUCCAGAGACGCUGUUACCAGAGCUGUGAGAUGCCGUAAAGGACCCCGGGGUGUUUUUGUAGGGC
Xiphias gladius (swordfish) is the source of this 3360-nucleotide messenger RNA. RefSeq names its product coiled-coil domain-containing protein 162-like. Lineage: Eukaryota; Metazoa; Chordata; Actinopteri; Istiophoriformes; Xiphiidae. The record is from RefSeq and is a predicted model, not a curated record. Bases 85 to 3324 code for a protein of 1079 amino acids. The transcript is spliced from 25 exons.